Molecule: messenger RNA, 708 nt
Organism: Fulvia fulva
Lineage: Eukaryota; Fungi; Ascomycota; Dothideomycetes; Mycosphaerellales; Mycosphaerellaceae
Exons: 2
Coding region: 1-708 (235 amino acids)
Source: RefSeq, a predicted model, not a curated record
AUGUCCACGAUACAUGUCCCAGAGGCAGAGGCUGUCAGACGGAUUCAAGAUCUGCUGCCUACUUGUCAGAACGACCGCCCCAGGGUGGCGGCCAACAAGGCUGCGUGCUCAUGUUACACGGCCUGUACCAACGUCUCGCUUAUUCCAGCUCCAACCAUAUUGAGCGAAGCACAUGGACAAGAAUGGGAGCAUCUGCAUUUGCCGACACUUCAGCUGAGCUCUGAGCUGGCAGUGUCAGCACAGCCGCCUCGUCUUUGGCCUGAUGCAUCCAAUACUUCUUGGCUCGAUUGGCCAUACCAGGGCAACGUCGUCGCAUUGCAAUCCUCCUCAUCCUCUAGCACAGACACCACACGUCAUCGACCAAAUAUCGAUACUACAUCUCGCAACAUGUCCAGACCCAGUCAGCAGGGUCAAUUCGACACCCUGAAACAAGAAUUGACCCACGGCAGUCCCGUUAAAGGAGACGCAGCAGCAGACGUCGUCAAGACUGCCACCGUGGGCGCUGGAGCUGGCUCUGAUGUCUCGGGUUUGGGAAACGCAAUCGGAGCUGCGGUCACUGCCGGAGUAGGUGCAGUGGAUAUCAAGGCCAACCACGAUUUCAAGAAAGCUAUCGUAGAGAAUCGAGAAGCGGGCAACUUUUAUUCUGAUCCGAAGCAGAACCACUCAUACACUGAGGAUCCGGCUUUCGGUGGGCAGGGACCUGAAUAG